AUGGAACAUAUACUGCCGGUACCCACCGUCAAGAAGUCGUCGACUUCUAGGAGAAAAAAUUUCAAAGUACCCUCAUUUCCAAAUAAUGGAUACAGAGAAGAUGAUCCUGAUUACAGUUUAGUUUUUGUUCCUGAAUCACGCUUCGAGAAACUACAACAGUGGUCAAUGGAUAAAUCAAAUUCAUUAAAAUGUGGUCCUGUGGAUUUCACAUUCGAGGUUGCGCAUCGGAUUAUCAGUUUUAGGAGUUGGCUACAUACACCGGAUAUGGAUGCUGUUAUGUACUUAUUUCGUGAGUACACAGCUUUGCGUCGAUGGACUGAAGACCGUGUGGUUUUUGUGGAUUGUUAUUUUGCUGCCCAACUCGAGGGUGCUUACAAAAAAUUGUUGGAGGGUAAAAGAACCUUUGAAUUCAACAAACGGCUCCUACAUUACGCUAUCGGGGAGUUACCAUCACAUGGGAGAACAAAGAAGAUUUUCGACGUUGAUGUUGACAGACUUUACGCACCGGUUAACGUGAAUGGUAAUCAUUGGAUCUCUUUGUGCGUGAAUUUUGUUCAAAGAACUGUUGAAGUCUUCGAUUGUAAUGGAUUCAAGUAUGGAAAGUUGGUAGAAGCAUUCUCGGUUCUCAUGCCUCGACUAGUGAAGGAAGUGCAGUCUCCUAAGAACAAGAAACAGUUGAAUGUGAAGCCCUAUGGGAUCCAAUAUGCUCAGGUGAAACGGGGAAGUAAUAAAGCUCAAUGUGAUUGUGGAGUGUAUGCUUUGAAAUACAUUGAGUGUCACGCACGCGGGCUGGACUUGUCUUUGAUGCAUGAUGACAACAUUAACAUUGCUCGUAUGAAGAUAGCAUGUGAUCUUUUUGAUGCUGCAAACGAUCCUGUCUUCAUUGACCGAAUGUCUAGGUAUGAGCCUAUUAGCUGGGAAACGGAGGAGAUUGACCUUGAUCCAGAUCUCUGA
Eutrema salsugineum is the source of this 954-nucleotide messenger RNA. Its product is annotated as ubiquitin-like-specific protease 1A. The record is from RefSeq and is a predicted model, not a curated record. Gene Ontology annotation, cellular component: nucleus. Gene Ontology annotation, molecular function: deSUMOylase activity. Lineage: Eukaryota; Viridiplantae; Streptophyta; Magnoliopsida; Brassicales; Brassicaceae. The coding region runs from base 1 to 954 and encodes 317 amino acids. Gene Ontology annotation, biological process: protein desumoylation. The transcript has 4 exons.